GUGAUUAUGAAUGAUGGAAAUGGGCAGGGCAACAUACAGUGCCUUGUGUGCAAGUUUAGUCCGACGUAGUAGAGCGCCAAUGCAUUAGCUUCGUGGCAUGUGAUAUCGGAUGUGCAUGAGCAUACACGGUAUUUAUAAUAUAUUCUAUUGAAAUAAGUUUUAAAUCAAUUACCACGGAUGUGGCAAACUGAGAGGGAGUGACAUAAGAAACGAGUUAAUUUGGACUUGGUCAAAUCAUUUGACUGAAUAGCCAUUGAAUUCAUUGAAUUGAAGUUUAAACUGAAGUCUGAAAUUAAAAAAGUCCAGCGAAUCAGAUUCUAAGACACCCACUGAACCCCCAGUCAACAAUUAUAAAACACAAGCAUAUAACAUAAUUUAAUAAUCAAAUUAGGACUGUCACUUUGCCCUGGAACUGCCCCUGGCCCCUAGCCCUAGCCUUGGAGUUCGAGCAUACAAAUAUAAAUAACAGUGAAUUGAAAGUCAGAACAUGGAUGAAAGGAUGGUAAAUUUUGGGUUAGGGAUACGUGUUUUGUCAAGUGUCGCCUCACCCAAAGCAGAGUGAUGUAGGAUGUCACUUUAGGGCAUCCCAACACUGGACUUAGGAUUUGGACUUAGAGUCUAGAGUGAAAAGAUUGAGAGUGAACCACUGUGUGAUAACUUUGCCGUUUUGACUGAGCAUUACUCGCGUCAUAAAGUAAAUCUGAUGAUCGAACCAGAUAAUAUUAAGUAUAUGAAACUGAAAUUUUCCAUUCAUUUUUAUUAAAAUUAAACUUAUAGGUUUCAAUAAAAUAAUAAAUCCUUCUAAUUUGAGAUCUAGUUUUAAUCAUUUUUAAUAACAAACCCCCAUGAAAUUAAAAAUGUUAAAUCACACUGACACUCACACUGUAGAUUGUACUACAAUUUCUUUACUACUUUUAGUAUUCUCAUCUCAAUUUUGACAGUGUAGCCUCCCCAAACCUCUCCACCCACUUUUUAUACAAAAAUAAGAAACAAAAUAAUCUUCGGGGGAUAAUCUACCACCCCCCACCCCCCCCCCCCCCAAAAAUGAGGAAAAAAACUUGUAUCAAGUAAACUCAAAGAUAAAAAUCAAAAUCUUUUGAAUGCUUAAGUUGACCUGGAGGAACCUCCAUGACCUAUAUAUUGUGGAACACAUCACCGGCCUUACCGCUAACUUUAACAAACAUUUUUUUUACAGACACAUUUUAAAAAAUACUGUGGAGCCUCAUUUCAGAACAAAUCGGUUAUCAAAUGAGUUUUACUAACAAUUUUUGUCUCGGUUAACAAACAAUACUUCUUGUUAUAAACAUAUACAUACACCUGUACCUACAAUCGCACCCGCUCAGUAAUGCUUUGUUUCAUUUUCAGUAACAUUUUUUUUUCUAGUUCUGUGUUCAAUAACACUGCUAUUUGUUAUUUUUUCACUUUUUUUAUUACUUUAGCCCACAUUGUUAUUAAAAGGAAUCGUGUUAGUGUUGAAGCAAAGAAAUAAAUUAUACUAGUUAUAGCCCACCAAACAUUGGCGACAGGAAUGCGUGAACUUCCCAUCUACUAAAGUUACUUGACAAAACAUCCCACUACUAAAGUUACUUGACAAAACAUGAACUCAAGUAACGCACAUUUCUGAAUCCCAAUUUUUGCUACACCCCUUCCCCCAUGAUAUGUCACUGCACACUUUUUAUUUCAUACCCAUGAACUAUAUUAAAUAUUCUGAUGUCCCAACCACUUUUAAAUGAAUAUUUUUACACCAUACUUAAAUUGAGGAUUUCAUUUUCUGAAAAGAAAAUAUUACGCGCUAGACGCAGUUGCUUUAUAUAAAAAAAAUAUAUCAUUUAGCUUAGUUAUCGGGAAUUAUAUUUUGCGCGCUAUUGAACUCAUUAUUGAACCAUACUUUCUUUUAAACAUUUAGAAUUAUUUGUAAUAUAUUCUCAAUACCAAAUUAGCUGAUUAGGAAACAGUGCAAGAGUCACAUCAGAAGGGUAAUAUUUAUAAAGUUUCAUAAAGUCUCAUAGAGUUGGCAAGUUUAAUUUAAAAAAUUUGGCUACAUUCAGAGCCUUCCUUGGCUGUAGGUUGCACACCCCUGAUUUAAAGCAUUUCUUGAAAAUAAUUUUAAAAGUAAUGAAAAACAUCUUCAUUUCACAAGUUUAAAUUUAAAAUAGAAUCAUAUUUAUUGCUUUGACUGCUCAGUAAUAAUAUUCAACCACAUUUUCUUCUCUACAGGAAAGGUAAACCCUAUGACUUUGCCGCCGUUUGAUUCCUCAUGCCAAGCUCUAGAAUGGAGCACGGGCUAGUCAGCCCGCAAGACUCGGCCACACCGGCCCUUGUUCUCGGGCCCGCCUAUCCAAUUAAUAUGGGCAAUGUAUCUGGGCCGAAUAAAGGCAGCCCAACUAGAGUUCUGGAUUGUAAGCACAGCAGCCAGUCCACAACUUUUGAAACAUCCAAUAGAUACGUACAAUCAUUUUUGUGUUACGAGUUGUUUGCUGCCAUAGAGAUGGGCUCAUUGAAACGAGUCCGUAAUGUGCUGCUCUCAUACCCGGAUCUCGACUUUAACUUUCAUAUUAAAGAUGUUACGCCUCUCUCCUUAACUUUGUACAGACGGAGAUUUGACAUUUUUCAUUUGUUUCUCCACCACCAAGCCAAAAUGGGAAAUCUUAAUCUGAACAUGAUCAGCCGAGACAGUUUGGGACGGGUGGAGCCACCAAUUAUUACAGCGUGCCGUCUUCACUUCCUUGAAGGUGUUGUCACCCUGGUUAGAAAAGGUGCAGAUAUUGAUAUGACGGAUAAUCAAGGCCAUACCGCACUUUGGGUGGCAUCACGGCAACAGAUGCCGGAUUUGGUGGAAUACCUGAUUAAUAAUGGUGCAAGUGUUAGCAAAAUGGAUAAGUUCGGCUGCACACCUCUGCUGACUGCGCUUAUGUAUAGAGUUAGUUCUAUGAUCAUACGUCAUCUUAUCAUUCAUGGGAGUCCACUUUCUGCUCAGUUACGUUGGUCAUCCGCAGAGCAGUCCCCCCUGUUUUGGGCUACCAAAAAUGGGAAUCUUGAAAUAGUUAAACUGGUACUCCAAGCAGGUGUUGGGUUGUUAGAGAUACGUUCUGUCAGAAUGGCACUCUCCAACAGUGAUGUUGACUCAGAUAUUCUAGAACUUUUAGAUCAAGAAACACAGUGCCCCCCUUCCCUUCAGCAUCAGUGCAAAUUAGUAUUGAGAUGCUCCAUUAGCCGUAUGGGGCGGGGAAAGAAUUUCAUCAAAAACAUGCAAAGCUUGCCUCUGCCGUCCAGUAUAAUACAGUUUCUUCUUCUUUUCAGAUGAUACAUCAGCUUGUAUCUCUAUACACUUUUUCAGACAUUUUAAAUGUUGUUUAGUGUGGACUGUUUUCAUGAGCAAGUUAUUGUCACUAUUCAGGAUAUAUUAUUUUAAGUUUUCUUUUGCUACAGAUGAAUAUGUUUAUACAACAACAGGUUACAACAUCAGUUACUAAAUGCUGAUAGAAGCUUGGUUUUGACUGAAAAAAAUUGAGGCAUAAGUUGAGAUUAAUUUAGAUGAAUAUUAGAAACAAAUUGUAUAGUUUAUAGAUGCAAGAUUUCAAUUUUCUUUGCAUUUGUCUACCAAAUUUUUUUGUUUUAAAGUGGCAAGUGAGAUUCAUCAAUUCAUAUACUGUGGUGAUCAUUGCAAUAUACUCAUCUUGUCACUUUCUUAAUUUUUAAAAUUGUGACUAAAUUUUUAAAAAAACAUGAAUCCUCAAUAAAUGAAAUAACAUAACUACAGCUAUAUAAUAGAAAAAAAUGUUGGCUUCUAGAGAAAAUGGCAAUUGUUUUGUUUGCCAUCAUAUAAGGCAAAGUAAAUUGAUUAACAUACCUUUAUGGGGUGUAUCAAGACCGUAGAGUCUAGAAAGAGAUGUGUGACUCUUGCUAUUUAACUGAGACUGUAUGAAAUCAUGCAAAUAGCAAAAGUCAGAUAAAAAUGAUGCUUCUAAUAAUUUUUGUAGACGUCUUUACAAUUUUCACACACAAUGAAACAGCCUUAGAAAUGCAAUAUUUGGAAGUUUUAAACAGAAGCAUUAGGAUUUUUUUUAAUGAAUGAGGAAACUGCUAGGAAUGCAAAGGUUAUCUAGAUUAAUGAAUUGAUAAUGACAUUUCAGUGUCUUUUGAUAAGUGAGACACUUUGUGUGUUAAUUUUCUCUCUUGCUCACAUACCUUUGGCAAUCAUAUACAAACAUUCCAAUACGG
This is a messenger RNA of Lymnaea stagnalis (great pond snail), 4221 nucleotides long. NCBI's taxonomy places the organism in Eukaryota, Metazoa, Mollusca, Gastropoda, Lymnaeidae. The record is from the annotation of a GenBank genome assembly.